AUCGCGUGCUUAUAGCCACAAGCGCGAUGCCCGCCGCCGCCGAGCCAUCGCCGGUCUUGUUUGUCGACCACCUGGGCCCCCAGGUCCGCUCCGCCCACGUCGAGCAGCUCAUCUCCCAGUUUGGCGUCGUCGAGCGUGUGAUUCUGCUCAAGAAGAAGACUGGGCCGCAUGCCAAGGCGACGCAGUACGCGCUCGUGCAAAUGGAGUCGCUCGAGGAUGCGAUGGCCGCCCACGACGCGGUUGCAGCCCGUCCGCUGCGGCUCUACGGCCUCUCGAUCGCAGUCUCGUACUCCAAGAGCCAAGAGUUGAAUGCGGCGCGCACACGGAGUCGCAGCCGGUCGGCGUCGUCGGCCGCCAAGCUGGCGGCAGUCAGCGACGCACCAAGUCCUUUGAACGACAUGGCCCGCGACCCGAACGAGGCUGUGAACCGUAUUCUGCUCGUGACUGUGCAGAACCCGCUGUACCCGAUCACAACCGACUUGAUUGGUAAGAUCUUUAGCAUCUACGGCAUUGUGGAGAAGAUUGUCAUCUUUGCCAAACCCGUGGGGCUUCAGUGCCUCGUGCAAUUCUCGUUUGCCCACGACGCCGAGAACGCCAAAAACAAGCUGGACGGCGAAGCGAUUUACCCCGAAAGCUGCUACAUGAUCAUUAGCUACUCCAACCUCGCGGAACUCGUCGUGAAGGAAAACAGUCUCAAGACGCGCGACUAUACGAAUCCGACGCUGCCGGUGCCGGUGAUGGACACGGCGAUCAACGCGCCCCACGCCGCCAUGCUGCACUCGUUCAUUCCGUCCUCCGUAACGACAGCUGCAACACCGUCACCACCGACCGCAACGAGCCAUGCGACAAAAUCGUCGCGAACGCGAAGCACGAGCCACAGCGACCGGUCCAGCGCAAGCGCAGACGCCGCAAACACCGCAGAUCCUAUCGGGUCGCCUGUCGUGCUCGUGUGCAACCUCAAGCGGUCGCUGACAUGCGACCAAAUCUUCAACCUCUUUUCAUGCUAUGGCAACAUUACGCGGCUCAAGAAGCUCCAUGCCAAGCCCGACCAUGCGCUCAUCCAGUACGCGACCGAGACGGCGGCAGCGCUGGCGAUCACGCACCUUCGCAGCGUCGUGCUCGCCGGCCGCGCCAUGGACGUUCGCGCGUCCAAGCACCGAUCCAUUUCGCCGUCGCCCGACCAAGACGCGAACGCCAAGGAGUUCAACAGCACAUACAAUCGCUUCACGGGCAAGUACGCCAACUUUACAAAGCACAUUUACAGCCCGACGCGUGUGCUCCACCUCUCCAACUUUGGCGCGUCUUUGGACGACGAUGACCUGCAAGCGCACUUGCGUGCGCUCGGGUCCCUCGAGAAGGCCAAGUGCAAGACCUUUACCAACGCCAAGGGCCACCCGCAAGUGCUCCUCGAGUUUCCGUCGACGGAGCUUGCGAUCAACCUGCUGUCCUUCGCCCACAACUCGAUCUUUGACGGCCGCAUGCUCAAGAUUGCCUUUUCGCGCAGCAAUGUCAAUUAGCACACACACACACACAAGUCGUCUGACCUCCUCAAUCCAUCCCCACCCAUCC
Saprolegnia parasitica CBS 223.65 is the source of this 1569-nucleotide messenger RNA. RefSeq lists its product as hypothetical. Gene Ontology annotation, biological process: regulation of RNA splicing. The coding region runs from base 27 to 1517 and encodes 496 amino acids. The transcript is spliced from 7 exons. Gene Ontology annotation, molecular function: mRNA binding. Gene Ontology annotation, cellular component: nucleus. The record is from RefSeq and is a predicted model, not a curated record. NCBI's taxonomy places the organism in Eukaryota, Oomycota, Saprolegniomycetes, Saprolegniales, Saprolegniaceae.